AUGUCUACCAAAGCUAUCCGAGAAUUCGAUGCCAAGCAGCUCGUUUCUUACUGGCUCAACAGAUCCCCCACUCCUAUCCCCACCAAAACCGAGUCAUCUCUCUCUGCUGCUCAAGUAGCACAAGUUGAAUGGGAUCCUGUUACCAAACAACUCUCUCCUCCCAUCAAACCUGGUCAAGGUCUCCCAGAAUGGGUCUUCUCUUCCAAGCUUGUUGGUAAACCCGAUCAACUCAUAAAGCGACGAGGAAAGGCCGGUCUUCUCUGUCUCAAUAAAGGCUGGGAGGAGACAGGUGCUUGGAUUCAAGAGCGAGCUGGUAAACCAGUAACUGUUGAGAAGACAACUGGUACCCUCAACACCUUCAUCAUUGAACCUUUCUGCCCUCACCCUGCCGACACCGAAUACUAUGUAUGUAUCAACUCCACAAGAGAAGGUGACUGGAUCCUCUUCACCCACGAGGGUGGUGUUGAUGUUGGAGACGUUGAUGCUAAGGCUCUCAAGCUUCUUCUUCCCGUUGGCGAGGAGUUCCCCGCUCGAAAAGUCAUCAUCAGCACUCUUCUUGAACACGUCGCUCCUGCCAAACAAGAUGUACUCGCCGACUUCUUGAUCAGACUGUACGCCGUCUACGUUGACUUGCACUUCGCCUAUCUUGAAAUCAACCCUCUUGUCGUUCUUGACUCUGAAAAUGGCAAACCUUGCGAAAUUCAAUACCUCGACAUGGCUGCCAAGCUUGAUCAAACCGCUGAUUUCCUUUGUGGACCUAAAUGGGCUCUCGCUCGAGAUAUCUCCGUACCUUCUGCUGGUUCUUCCACUAUCAAAGCUGAUCGAGGACCUCCUAUGGUAUGGCCCGCUCCCUUCGGUCGUGAUUUGACCAAAGAAGAGGCAUACAUCCAAAAGCUUGAUGCUUCCACCGGUGCUUCUCUCAAGCUCACUGUCCUCAAUCAAACUGGUCGAGUCUGGACCAUGGUUGCCGGUGGUGGUGCUUCCGUCGUUUACUCCGAUGCUAUCGCUGCUGCAGGUUUCGCUCACGAGCUCGCCAACUACGGUGAAUACUCUGGUGCUCCCACUGAAGGUCAAACCUACGAGUACGCCAAAACCAUCAUUGAUUUGAUCGUCCGAGGUGAACCUCACCCUGAGGGUAAAGUCCUUAUCAUCGGUGGUGGUGCUGCCAACUUCUCCGACGUUGCCGCUACUUUCAAGGGUAUUAUCCGAGCACUCAAGCAGUUCAAGGAUGGUCUUCUCCGACAUAAAGUCUCCAUCUGGGUCCGACGAGCUGGGCCCAACUAUCAAGAGGGUCUCAAAGCUAUGCGACUCUGUGGUGAAUCUAUUGGUGUGCCCAUGAAGGUUUACGGCCCCGAAUCACCUAUCACCGCUAUCGUCCCAAUGGCCCUUGGUAUCAAACGACCCGAAUCCGCCGCUACCCGAGAUGUCACUCCUAUCGCCUCUGCUUCCGUCUCCCCUCAAGCUAACGGUAACACCCCUCUUCCCGGCUCCGCCGGUCAAGAUGCUGUAGGAACCGUCAAAGCCGAUGGCUCAAGAGAACAACCCAACGAUCAAAUCGUCCGAUUUGAAACCGAAAACCUCGGCUCUCGACCUUGGUACAGACCUUUCGACGAGCACACUCGAUCCUUCGUCUUCGGUCUCCAACCCCGAGCUAUCCAAGGAAUGCUUGACUUUGACUUCUCAUGUGGUCGAAAAACUCCUUCCGUCGCUGCCAUGAUCUACCCCUUCGGUGGUCACCACAUCCAGAAGUUCUACUGGGGCACGAAGGAAACUCUUCUCCCGGUUUACACCUCCGUUGGUGAAGCCAUCAAGAAGCACCCGGAUGUCGAUGUAGUUGUCAACUUCUCCUCUUCUCGAUCCGUCUACGCCUCCACCCUCGACAUCCUUACCUACCCUCAAAUCAAAUCUAUUGGUAUUAUCGCUGAAGGUGUACCGGAACGACACGCUCGAGAGCUUCUCCACCUUGCCGUCAAGAAGGAAGUAAUCAUCAUUGGUCCCGCUACUGUCGGUGGUAUCAAACCUGGUUGUUUCCGAAUCGGUAACACCGGUGGUAUGAUGGACAACCUUAUCGCCUGUAAGCUUUACCGACCUGGUUCCGUUGGUUACGUCUCCAAAUCUGGAGGUAUGUCCAACGAAUUGAACAACAUCCUUUCUUACACCACCAACGGUGUGUACGAAGGUGUUGCUAUCGGUGGUGACCGAUACCCCGGUACAUCCUUCAUCGACCAUCUUCUCCGAUAUGAGGCCGAUCCCGAGUGUAAAUUACUCUUACUGUUAGGUGAAGUCGGUGGUACCGAAGAAUACCGAGUUAUCGAGGCUGUCAACAAGGGUAUCAUCAAGAAGCCUAUUGUCGCUUGGGCUAUCGGUACUUGUGCCAAGAUGUUCACUUCUGAGGUGCAAUUCGGUCACGCCGGUUCAAUGGCCAACUCCGAUUUAGAGACCGCUGAUGCCAAGAACAGAGCCAUGAAAGCUGCUGGUUUCAUCGUUCCCGACACUUUCGAGGAUCUCCCAGACGUUCUCCGAUCUACCUACCAAAAACUCAUCGCUAGCGGUGCUAUCGUCACCAAGGCUGAGAUUGAUCCUCCUCAAAUCCCCAUGGACUACCAAUGGGCUUCCAAACUUGGUCUCAUCCGAAAACCCGCUGCUUUCAUCUCCACCAUCUCCGACGAGCGAGGUCAAGAGCUCAUGUACGCUGGUAUGCGAAUCUCCGAUGUCUUCAAAGAAGAGCUCGGUAUCGGUGGUGUCAUCUCCUUGCUUUGGUUCAAGCGACGACUCCCUGCCUUCGCCUGCAAGUUCAUUGAGAUGGUUCUCCAACUUACUGCCGAUCAUGGACCUGCCGUUUCCGGUGCUAUGAACACCAUCAUCACCGCCCGAGCUGGUAAAGACCUCAUCUCCUCCCUCGUCGCCGGUCUUUUGACCAUUGGUGACCGAUUCGGUGGUGCUCUUGAUGGUGCUGCUUCCGAAUUUUCUCGAGGUGUCGGUUCCGGACUUACUCCUCGAGAAUUCGUGGACCACAUGCGAAAAGCCAACAGACUUAUCCCUGGUAUUGGACACAAGAUCAAAUCCAAGACCAACCCCGAUCUCCGAGUCACCCUUGUCGUUGACUACGUCAAGAAGCACUUCCCUUCCCACAAGACCCUGGACUUCGCUCUUGCUGUCGAGGACGUAACCACCCAAAAAUCAAACACCCUCAUCCUCAACGUUGACGGUGCCAUUGCCGCUUCAUUCUGUGAUUUACUCUCCGGAAGUGGUGCUUUCACUGAAGAGGAAGCUACCGAAUACCUCAAGAGUGGUACCCUUAACGGUCUUUUCGUUCUCGGUCGAUCGAUCGGUUUCAUUGGUCAUUACCUCGAUCAAAAACUCCUCAAACAACCCCUUUACCGACACCCUGCUGACGAUAUCUUCAUCAACAUGCAAGAACGUGUCGUCUUCCAACCUGGUUCAGCUUAA
Molecule: messenger RNA, 3450 nt
Organism: Kwoniella shivajii
Lineage: Eukaryota; Fungi; Basidiomycota; Tremellomycetes; Tremellales; Cryptococcaceae
Exons: 8
Coding region: 1-3450 (1149 amino acids)
Biological process (GO): acetyl-CoA biosynthetic process; citrate metabolic process; fatty acid biosynthetic process
Cellular component (GO): cytosol
Molecular function (GO): ATP citrate synthase activity
Source: RefSeq, a predicted model, not a curated record